AUGUGAAGAAAAUGACAGUUGGGGGUCCAUUAGUAGUGCAUGCACACAAGGUUUAUACUCUUAAAGUUUUUGCGCUAUUUUGUGAUCUGAAGGAAGAAUCUGAAUUUUACCGAGCUAUAGAGGUUGUGCAAGGGAAGCACUAUGUUGCAGAGCACUAUGAUCUUAAUCGGGUGCAGCGAUGGUGCAAAGGCAAAUAUGAAGUGGAAGUGGUUGAAAGAGGGGGGAAGUACAUCUGCGAGUGUGGCUUAUUUGAGCAUUUCGGUUUACCAUGCAGUCACAUAUUAAGGGUAAUGAUCAGUACAGGGGUUCAGCAAAUACCAGGGGAUAUGAUAUUGCAGCGUUGGACUAAGCAGGCACGGCAUUUACUGCCGGAGGAACUAGCUCAGUACAAGAAAGAUAAUCCAGCACUGAUGGCACAGACAUACAAACACUCAUCAUUGAUGCUCAAAGCACUCCAUUUGGUCGAGAUGGGCGAUAGCAAUGCAGAAAGCCAUACAAUAGCAAUGCAAAUACUAGAUAACGGUUUAGAAUCAUUGCAUGAAGUAGCAAAAAAGAAAGAUGGGCUGGGAUUAGGACACCCCCAAGCUGAAGUUCAGGUACCAAUUUUAGACGGUGAUCAAAUGGAUAAUUUCCCUGAACGUGCACCGAAAAGGAAGAAGGAGCGAGGGCGGCCAAGCAACAAGAGGCCGAAAGCAGGGCACGAGAAGCUGUCGAGGCGCCCAAGAUUUUGCAGUGUAUGUCGGAGCAACAAGCACACAAUACAGAACUGUCUGGCUCGCGAUCCAGCAACAAAGAAGGCCACCAACAUGUAGCAGUUGCGGCGUCAAUGGUCAUACUGUGGAUCGCUGUGGUGUCAAUCAGCAGCGACUUGCUGCAACUGAAUAUAUGUUCCUGUAGGAUACCUUCAUUCUAGAUUUUGUAGUAACUGGCAUUGUCCAUAUGUCAGUCUGUUGCUAUGUACCAGAUGGUAUUGCAUAGCAUCUGAGAUGAUUGCACCAUUAUCUUCUGUCAGACAAUUUGAACAGCUUAGCUUUUGCCAUGGUGGUACUGAUCAAUUCUUUUGCUGCGUGCAUGGUCUGCUCAGAGGAAGUUGUAAGAAGCAACGAAAU
Molecule: messenger RNA, 1109 nt
Organism: Panicum virgatum (switchgrass)
Lineage: Eukaryota; Viridiplantae; Streptophyta; Magnoliopsida; Poales; Poaceae
Product: protein FAR1-RELATED SEQUENCE 12-like
Exons: 2
Coding region: 12-812 (266 amino acids)
Molecular function (GO): zinc ion binding
Source: RefSeq, a predicted model, not a curated record